Molecule: messenger RNA, 7620 nt
Organism: Callorhinchus milii (elephant shark)
Lineage: Eukaryota; Metazoa; Chordata; Chondrichthyes; Chimaeriformes; Callorhinchidae
Gene: lin54
Product: lin-54 DREAM MuvB core complex component
Exons: 14
Coding region: 126-2468 (780 amino acids)
Biological process (GO): regulation of DNA-templated transcription
Cellular component (GO): nucleus
Source: RefSeq, a predicted model, not a curated record
GAAGCGGGCAGAGGGCAGGAGGACAGAGCCGGGGGGACACCUUCAAUGCCGCCCGCUUCCAGCGCACCCCGAGUGCGGGCAGGAGAGCCGUGACCAAGUCUUCACAAGUUACCUGUGAUUUUAAAAUGGAGGUGGUAUCCGCUGAAGUCAAUAGCCUGCUUCCUGAGGAGAUAAUGGACACGACGCUUGUGGAAGAUGACAGCAUUGAGGUCGUGGCCGUUACGUCACAGCAUGCGGAGCCGAUUCCUAUGGAAACUGAACGUGGAGAAAUUGAAGACCCAGUCCAAAUACAGAACUCCCAAGUUCCAUCAAGUGUGACAGAUCAUGUCGCCAUGUUGACAAAUAACGCUACUCCGCUGAUCUUAAGUGAACCCAAUAUAAAAAUGGAAGUUAAUACUGACAUUGUAUCAAAGACCACUGGGAAGGGUAGCCUCAUGAGCAGCACCACUGCUGGGAUGAAUGUAACUUUAGCAGCUAAUCAGAUUCUUCUUAAACCAAUAACUGAGCCCUCUGAUCAAAAAUUCAACCAGGCUAUCAAAUGUGAGGCAGCAGGACAACAGCUGGUAGUGACAACUCUUGGAAAAUCCCGGCAGUCCAUUGUACUUUCAUUACCACCAAAUCAAGCAUCCCACCCACAGCAGGUCUUGUCUCAAACCCAGGUUGCAGACUUGAAACAAAUUAAAGUAGUUACUCUCGGUGGAAGAUCUGAGAUAAAGUCUAUAGUUGGAGCAUCAAAUGCAUUGGGUUCAGUUCAGCCUGCACAAAGUCAGAUGAAAACUGUACAGAUUGCUAAAAAAUCCACACCUACGUCUGCUGCAGGACCAGUGAUCACAAAAUUCUUCUUUACCAAACCUGUGAACAACAAGAACAUAAUUGCAGGCCAUUCUACCACAGCUCCAUCAUUGAUUGCAGGUCGAGUCCUUGCCCAGAAUGCAGCUAUCAUUUCAGAAGGGUCCAAUCUUAGUUCUGCAGUUCAACAAACAGCAAAGAUUGCCAUCUCUCCCCUGAAGUCUCCAAACAAGCAUUUAACAUUGGUGUCUAUGGCCUCCCAGACACCAAACUCCCCUCAGAAGUCACUGACUGUUCCACUCACCAUGGCUUUGCGGCAGCAGCUUCUCACAGUACAGCAGGCAACAACAACGUCUCCAGCCAAAGCUGCCUCAAAUCAUGCCACAGUGCAGACAAUGAAGCCAGCUGUCCCGAAUCUAGCUGUGGGAACAGUGAAUGCGACCCAGUUCAAAACCAUCAUCCCUCUGGCAACAUCACCCAAUGUUCAACAGAUUCAAGUAACGGGAAGCAAGUUUCAUUACGUACGCCUAGUUACAGCAACAACAGCUAGCGCCUCCCCUCACAUAGCCAGCUCCAGCAUUAAUACGCAGCCCAUAUCACAAGCUAAAUCAGUUGUGCUGAACACGCCAGUUCGUAUGUCUGUCCCGAUUGCACCAGCACAGAGCAUAAAAAAUGUGGCUCCUAAAUCCAUCAGCAGCAUUGCACAAAUUACCCCCAACCAGCCUCAGCAGAGACUCAUCAUGCCUGCAACUGCAUUGCCCCAGAUUCAGCCCAACUUAACUAGCCUCCCACCAGGCACUGUUCUGACACCGGCCCCUGGAACCGGCAGCAUGGGCUAUGCAGUGGUUCCGGCUCAGUAUGUGACACAGUUGCAACAGGCAUCGUACGUUUCAAUAUCUAGUAACAAUGGUUUCACUGCAACAACCAACAUUCAGACCCAGGCAAAGUUACCAGUCAAUGGAACAUCAACAUCAGAAUCAGGAUCCCGCCCGAGGAAACCUUGUAACUGUACGAAGUCUCAGUGUCUCAAACUAUACUGUGACUGUUUUGCUAAUGGAGAGUUUUGCAAUAACUGUAAUUGCACCAACUGUUUCAACAACUUGGAACACGAGGCUGAGAGGCUCAAAGCAAUAAAAGCAUGCCUCGAUAGAAAUCCAGAAGCAUUUAAACCGAAGAUUGGAAAAGGGAAGGAGGGUGAAUCAGAUCGACGGCAUAGCAAGGGCUGCAAUUGUAAAAGAUCAGGGUGUCUGAAGAAUUACUGUGAAUGUUAUGAGGCAAAGAUCAUGUGUUCCUCAAUAUGUAAAUGUAUUGGCUGCAAGAAUUUUGAAGAGAGCCCCGAGCGUAAGACAUUGAUGCAUUUGGCAGAUGCCGCAGAAGUGCGAGUUCAACAACAGACGGCUGCAAAAACCAAGCUCUCCUCACAGAUCUCGGACCUGCUCACCAGAACCAUGCCAACAGCCACAAGUGGAGGAGGAAAGUUACCAUUCACAUUUGUAACGAAGGAAGUCACAGAAGCGACAUGCGAGUGUCUCCUGGCAAAAGCCGAGGAAGCUGAGAAGACCAACAAGUCGAAAGCAGUCACUGAGCGCAUGAUUCUGGAGGAGUUUGGGCGGUGUUUAAUGCGAAUCAUAAAUUCAGCAGGAAAAGCGAAAGGAGACUCCUGUGCUCUGAGUUGCUAAUCCGCGUGUACUACAUCCGUGGAGCAGGCGGGCAGGAAUGGGUGAAAGCUCUAAAACAAUGCUUUUUUAAAGCCAAAACGUUUGGGGCUUGUCGAAUAUACAACUGUACAGCUAUCUGAGACUUUCAAUAAGUCAGAUUAUUCCUACUUCUUGGCAGACUCUCUGUACGUUGUCUAAUUGAGGUGCCUUUUUUUAAAAGACUUGAGAUACAAGAGUUGGUAUACAGAAUAAAAUUAUUGUGUGAAUAUGCAAAUCCCUCAUGAAAGAUACACUCUGUGUUGAUGCUGGUGGUGACAUUUUUAUUUCUGUUAAUUUUUAUGCCCCUCUAUGAACGGCUGUUUUCCUUUACUUCCCUCAAGGGUUCCUGCAGCGGCAAGGGAAUGUGAGGCAUCAACCCUUCCUCCCCUCCCCCACCCUCUGCUGCCAAAUUAUAGUCCUUCACCUUUACUUGUUAAUAGGAGCACCAGGACAAGAAUUCAGUUAUUCCCAUGGCAAUUGCAUUUAAAAAUCCAUUGGGGAGUAGGGAAGGAAAAUGUUCUGGUUGAAAAGGUAUCCAUGGUGAAUGUGUACACAUUUAUUUUCUAAAUGAAAGCAUAACCCAUUUGUUUAUUUGGAAAGCACUAUCGAUGGUUAACCGAACUGCUUCAUCUUGCAUUGGACAUUUUUUUUUGCCUGUGUUCAGUGACUGUCCAUAGCAGUGUGCUUAUCAUACUUGCAAUCAAUUGGAAGAUUCACUUAAUGUCUGGAAUUGAAGAACUCUACAUACAGUAGAUACUCUGGGGAACAGAUUAUCAAUGCUCCUUAUCUUACAACUCUGAAAACCCCCGAUGAGGCCAGGACUAAGCAAAUGUUGCAUCAAGUCCGCAAUUUAAUACAGCAGGGUGACACAGCAUGUUUGUACGCAGACUGGUGAACAAAGUAGUGGAAAUUUUGUGCACAGUUACAGCCAUGUUGCUGUAGGGCAUUGGUGGCCAACCCGUGGCCCGCCGAAUAUUUGCACUUGUCCAGGUGAGUCUGUUUUAAGUCAAUGUUUUGUUUCCAGUUUCUUGCUGAUGGAAUGUUUCUUGAUUUAUGCCUGAAUGGAGAAAUAUUCAAAUCAAGAAAAUUCAUUUUGUUGGCUGACCACUGCUUUAGGGAAUGGAGGCAGUUUCCUGCAAAGGAGGAAAAUUCAAGUAAUCUUCUCUGGGUUGCUCUUGCACGCACCCUGGUGGCUAGUUUAAACCAUCACUGGUAGAGGCUAUGGAUCCUUUGCUGUGAGAACAGUUCAGGAAAGAUGAAAACAUAUUGGAAUAAGGUAUCUUGUUUUUUUAAAUAAAAAUAAAUUUGCUAAGCUUAUCUGGGAUGGUGGUGAGCAAGAUAACCUGAAUGUUUUCAAGUAUAAGAUAUCGACUUGCAAGUACUUUUUUUUUUGUUAAGCUUUCUUCCUGUCCCUUCAAAAACUGAUAGCCAUUUCAAGGAUUGGAAAUCUGCGACCUAAACUGAGAAUUUCUGUGCUCAUAAAAUCUUGGUUGUCUCCAUGUACUGUGACAGUGUAAAGUAUGAGACAGCAGAAUCCCACCAUUAGUCUUAAACGUAAAGCAACUAAAUACAGUAGAGAUUAAGUAGUACAGUUAUUGUCUAAUUUGGCAUAACCAGUAAAAUUACACAAUAUCAUGCAGGGGGAGGGAAAAUCUGUCCAGAAUAUUGUCACAUGAGUAAACGUGCCGUUGCAGAAACCUGUAUUAAUUUUAUGUUGCCUGGUUUUAUGGACCUUGAUGACCUGACCUUCAAAUUAACCUGUAGCCGUAAGAGAAGACAAAUUGCUGCCACCAGUGGUUCUAUCAUUACUGUGUUCUUUACAACUUUUAUUUGUCACAAAUGUUUUUGUUCUUUAUUGCUAUUUUCAUAUAACUUAAGAAAAAGCCUGCUAAGAUACUGAAAGACAAAGAUGUUUUUAAAAUGUAUUUUUACAGAAUGCUAGUACAGGGUAUUUGUUAGAUAAUAAUUAAAACCCAUACCUGCCUUAGGUCAUUUAUACUGAGCAAGUGAUAGUGUAUAAAAUGUACAUUUGCAGCUAACUGACCCUCAAGCUUGUACUUUAUCAGGUAACAAGCUGGGAUGUGCAUUGUCUUUCUGUACCAUGCUUGUAAUCAAAAUGCUUUACUAAUUUGUAUAUAUUCCGUGUUUUCGUCUUCUUGCACCUGUAUGAUGUGUAUUUAAAUAUUGUGUACAAAAAAGAUUUUGGUUAUCAAAGGAAUUUGGACUAUGUGUAGAUUGUGAAAAUGGUGUGAAAAUUGAUGUGACUAUUUUCUUGGCAUUGAUUUUGCAGUUUUAAUACCUUUUUUCAGUGAGUUUUCCACCAUUCUGAGUGCGUGGGGACUGUACUUCCACAUUAUUGGAUGUGUGUGUAUUUUUUUUGUCUCACACUCGUCACAUACAAUGCAAGGUUAUUUAUCAGGACUACCCCCCCCGCCCGCCCGCCCCCCUCCACAUCUAGUAUUAAAUUUAAUCGCAGGCAGUUGCUUACCCAAGAAGGAUGACAAUAACAAUGGAUGUUAAAUACACUUGCUUAAUUUAAUUUUAGAUAAUGAAAAAUGGGAGUGUUGCAGAACAUAAAUUUUCAUUUAGUAAUAUUUCAGUUACAAGUGAUUGUUAAUAUUGUUUUUAAUAUAUAUAUAUCCUGGGACAGCAUAGCUUUUAACAUGUCAGGCAGAUGUCUGAACAAUCAGUACCUGAGCUGAUAUUCCAAAUUAAACUCAUCAGAAACCAGCCACUAGAUUUGGGGAUUUCAAAUACAAAGUUGUAUGAUACCUACUUUGAGGUUGAAGCACAUAUUAUGUAGCAUAGAUAAGUACACAUUAUGUGGCAUGGAAAAUGUGUAAGGAAAGUUAUGACGUUCAUAAAUUGAAAGUCAAUUGUAAUGAAUUCCCCUACUUUCAAUAAGAAUUUCUUGGGAGAAUUUUUCUCCACUAAAGAAUUGUGGGGUGUGGAAUGCCCUGUCAAGCGAGGUAGUAGACAGAGUCCUUUGUGGGUUUCAAGCAGGAAUCAGACAAGAAUAUGAAAAAUCGAGGCUUGAGGGUAUAAGGGGAUAAUGUGGGACAGUGAGAUUGAAUGAACACCUUUCUCUGUGAGCUUUCUAUGAUUGUAGGAUUUUAUUCGAUUAGUUGAAAACAGCAGAGAAAGCUGUACAGAUUCCCUAUGCUAUUAUUCCAGCAGCUACAGAAAGUGCCUACUUAUAAAGAGCAAAGCUAAAAAGUAUUCUGUUCCAACCCCUGUUUUAUAUUAAAAAAAACGUCAUCACUCCUAAAGUCAGCAAAUAGUGUUUAAACAAGAUGUACCAUGAAUCCCAUUUGGCAUUAGCUGGCCCUUCACAGAAGCUCAGUCUUUUUUAUAUGGUUUUUAAUAUGAUUUUAGUAACUCAGAUUAGUAAAGUUUGAGAGAUUUUCAGAAUACUUUUUUUUUAAAAAUGCCCUGUGUAGGUAAUCCCAGGUUACCUUUUACAAAUUCCUAAAAAAAUUGCCAGCAUUUUGUAAAAGCCUGGGAAAAUGGCACGGUUGUUAGUGGAUAACCCAAAUGUAGGGAAUAAUUUCAUACCUUUAAAUUUGAAAAUUGGUUACAUCUUGGGGCGUUUGUUUUCAGUUACCUUUUGUGCUCCUUUCUUCCCCUGACUUAAUCUUUACAUACCAUUUGGUAAAUGAGAGAGCAAGCAGCAUGUGACUCUGGGUUGUAACUUGCAACUUACUAUUCAAUUCAGCAGCAAGAAAAUACUUAUCUGUUGGGGUUUCAUGUGUUAUAGGAAGUUUGUGAAGUCAUGUUAUUGUGAAUCUGUGUACUAAUUCUCAGAGCCACACUGCAUUGACCCAUCAAUACAUCUUGUAGAGACAACUAUUACAGGCACAUGAUGUAGUCCCACAUUGUGUUGGUGCUCGAUUGAAUACAGGUUCAUAGAAUUACAUAAUAUUAUACAUAGAACCUUACAGCACACAAAUUCGACAUUCAGCCCAACUAGUCCAUGCUGUUGUAUUCCACAUGAACUGCCACCCCUCCUAAUCCCCUCUCCCAUACCCCUUGAUUUUGUUUUGCUUAUGGAUGCAUCAGAUAUUCUCUUAAUUCAGUCAUUGCCAUAGCGGGUAUAUCAAACUGAGUCAUCCUCUGGAUGCUCUUACAUCACUCCCACUGUCUGUUACAGUGCGACUCUGGGAGCAGGUUAGCCAUUAAUGGUGCAUAGCCCAUGGAAUCCUUAGGCAAAAGUUUCUUCCCCAGAAAAAGUAUAUUAAAUCGGCUGUAGAAGUGCCAAACAGUCCUCAACAUCAGCUUCCUGUGAUGCAUUGCAUUUAAUAAUACUCAAAUAAUCUUUCCCCACACCCCAGAAUAAUAAACCCAUGAUCCUUACCCUGUUGAAUAGGCGUCUUUCAAAUGUCGGUUCCUAAAUUUUAGCCCAAUUACAGAUCGUGUUCAGAUAUUUUUUAGUUUUUUUAAUUGACCUACAAUUUUUGAUAAUUGCGUGUGAUAAGAGUGAACGAGCAGUCUUACAAAAUUGGUAAAAUCAUGGUGGUACCCUAAUUGAACAUGUAUAUCCUUUUCAAACAAAUCUUUAAAAAAGACCUUGCUGAUAAAUAGAGAAGUUUUACUACACAUCUACAGGAUGUAGAUGUGUAGAACAUUUUCGUAUUGGACUUUUUAAAUGUAUACUUAUGGUGUGUUCUGAGCAAAAGAAAAUUGGAUAAACUGACCAUUUUUUUUAAAGAAGGAUGUGCUCUUUUAGACUUUGUACAUUGUAGUUGCUCUUAUUACACAUUUGUGUGUUGCAAUCCACUAUUUCUUUGCCUUUUUGACAUGACGAGGGGGUGUGAUUGGGAGUCCUGUUCACUGGUUAGAGUGCUAAUAACUGGUUUCAUAUUCAGAUUGUCUCACUACUGUGUUUUUGCUAAUUUUCCCCAUACCCAAAAGUGUCUAUUUGUAUAUAUAUAAUAUAUAAAAAUAUCUAAUACUUUUAUUUUGUAAAUCUCCUGUUUUUAAUGGUUAGCACUUUUAUUUUAUAUUGAGGAGUAUAUUGAAAGUGGUGUAUGUACCAAAUGUUCAGGCUUCUACACUGCUUGUUGAUCUUAGAGGGAAUCAUUUUACAUUUGUACAGCACUUAUUUCUAUUGAAAAUAAAGCAACUUUAAGUACAA